GAUGCUUGACGGUUGUUGAGCAGUGAACUUGUUAUUGGCUUCGAAAGUAAAAUAUUCUUCAUUUUUGAGUGGUUCGAUAUCAAAAACUAUGUUGUAACUUCAACUAUGUUGAGCCAAACUUCUACCGAAGCGUUGCUUUCAGCAACAUACGUUGAAAAUUACUUGGACUGUGUAGAAAAUCUUCCAAACGACCUACAACGACAUUUAUCUCGACUACGAGAGCUUGACGUAACAUACAGAGAAUGUCUUCGUGAUGCUGAAACACACCUUGCUGUUUGCAUUGGGCCGAACACAGAGGAGAAGCGUAGGAGCAGAGCUGCAUUACGCUUGCAAGCCGCUUUAGUGGCUGCUCAGGAGAUCGGGGACGAGAAACUACAAGUUGUACAGCUGACGCAGGACCUUAUUGACAACAAGCAAAGAUCCUUGGAUGCUGACCAUAAGAAACUUAUCUCAUGCCUGGACGUGAACACGAACGGCACAGCUAAAGAGGAGGCGGCUCCGCCGGCGGAGCCAGCCCGAGAGAAGGAGAGCGCGGCGCCCGCGGCGCAGCACGUGCCGCCGCCGCCGCCGCCCGAGCGGGCCAGCGACAAGGACAAGGAGAAGCCCGACAAGGACAAGGCGGGAGGGGAGCGAUGGUCAAAGCGUCCGCGGCGGUCUCGCACGACGGCAGGCGCGGCCACUGACGGCGCCGACUCUAGUGAGCGGGAUAGCGAGCGACACACGCACAACACUACCCACAAGAAAGGUAUCGGCAAAAAGAAAAAGCGCAAAGCGCGGCAAGCGACGCAGCGCUCGGAGACGCCGCCCGGCGACACGGACCCCAUAGACCCGGACGAGCCGCGCUACUGCCUGUGCGACCAGAUCUCCUUCGGCGAGAUGAUCCUCUGCGACAACGACCUCUGCCCCAUCGAGUGGUUCCACUUCUCCUGCGUGUCCCUCACCACCAAGCCCAAGGGCAAGUGGUUUUGCCCCAAGUGCCGCGGCGACCGCCCCAAUGUGAUGAAACCCAAAGGACAAUUCCUAAAGGAACUAGAACGGUAUAACAGGGAAAAGGAGGAGAAAGCAUAGUGAUUACUCAAACGCUAGGUUAAGGCGUCCAUGGAUCUUUAAUGAGAGUGAUGUGCCUUACUAAUGUAUGGCGACCGCUGAAAACGCAAUAACUGAAUUACCAGUGAUUCCAAAUUUGAUGUAAAAUAUUUGUUCGAGUCUACGUGUGAUGCCCCAAAGGCACGAUCAGCUCAUUUUCGGUCCAUACUGUUUAGACGGAUCGUCCGCCUAAAACACUUAUCAAGAUAUUUGAAAUGUGAUUUCGAUUUUAUGUAAAUGAUUCCGAUUUUUAAUGUAUGAUGAAGAUAGAAGUCUUAAUAAUUAUAUAAAUGCUUGAUUGUUCAGAAGAAUCUCUUUAAGUUGAAAUAAUAAUAGAAAGUGAAGAUUAUUCCAUGUAAUUUAUUUUGUAUCUCAGAAGAAUUUGCUACUAUUAGAUAACAAAGCUAUAAUACUAACUUACUGACCUCGAAAUCAGUCAUUUGUAUUAUGUAGGUGUAUUGGAAAAACUUACAAUAAACUUUUUAUUAACUGUAAGAUAAAAUAUUAUGCAUAA
This is a messenger RNA of Ostrinia furnacalis (Asian corn borer), 1600 nucleotides long. RefSeq names its product inhibitor of growth protein 1. The coding region runs from base 106 to 1068 and encodes 320 amino acids. The record is from RefSeq and is a predicted model, not a curated record. The transcript has 5 exons. Gene Ontology annotation, biological process: positive regulation of DNA-templated transcription. Gene Ontology annotation, cellular component: nucleus. NCBI's taxonomy places the organism in Eukaryota, Metazoa, Arthropoda, Insecta, Lepidoptera, Crambidae.